AUGUCGUUGCAGGAUGCCUCCUCGUAUUCAUCGCCGUUGCUCUUGCGCGAUGUGCCCAUCCAUCCCCGUGUCUUCUUUUGUAUGCACCGCCUGAGGACCAGUAGCAAGGAUUACGAUCCAAUGCAUUUGGAAUCAUUCAAGCCUCGUUGCGUCCACGACGUUGUUGCAUCCGUCGCGUGCCAGCAGUGUUCCAAGCGCAAUCGGACCUGUAAGAAAGCUACGAUUGGAAUCCUGGGUCCUAGGAAUAAUACCAGGACUUACAGAGUCAUGGGACUCCUCCGAUUUGGAAGCCUGGAAUCACCCAGCCCCCGCCGGAUUAACGACAUAGAAUGCCUGCAAAAGGUCCGGCAUCGCGUCAAGCUGCAACAUACAGCCUUCUUCGCAGGGCGCACGCAACCGGUGGACCACUUCUGGCUCAGUGACCACGAGGCUCAGAUCCGUCGUGAGGCCGACAUUCGUCGCAUCCUGGCCCGCCCCCCUCUCCGCGGCGGCCUGCACGCGCUGCUUGAGCAGCACUUCUCUCUCCCCGCUCCCUUCACCCGUCACGACCUUUUGCUGACCGUCGAUGAUAAUGGCGAGUGGACUGUGCUCAUCCGUUUAAUCCGCCUGCUGGAUAAUUCCAGAGAGUGUGCCCGUGAGCGCGGGUCAGCUGCAGAUGCGUAUACCGAGAUCCCGGCGAUGCUUGCAAUUGUCCUGGAUACUCUUGAGUGGCUGAUUCGCAACCUUCCCGGCCCGUUCAACGCCUGA
Molecule: messenger RNA, 747 nt
Organism: Aspergillus homomorphus CBS 101889
Lineage: Eukaryota; Fungi; Ascomycota; Eurotiomycetes; Eurotiales; Aspergillaceae
Exons: 4
Coding region: 1-747 (248 amino acids)
Source: RefSeq, a predicted model, not a curated record